Cavia porcellus (domestic guinea pig) is the source of this 2840-nucleotide messenger RNA. RefSeq names its product sulfotransferase 1A1-like. Gene Ontology annotation, molecular function: aryl sulfotransferase activity. Lineage: Eukaryota; Metazoa; Chordata; Mammalia; Rodentia; Caviidae. The record is from RefSeq and is a predicted model, not a curated record. Gene Ontology annotation, biological process: sulfation. The coding region runs from base 188 to 1072 and encodes 294 amino acids. Gene Ontology annotation, cellular component: cytoplasm. The transcript has 8 exons.
AUGACAGAAGCCGCCCCCAAACCCCACGCAUUCCCUCCAGGGCAGCCAAUCCCAUCCCUUCUUUCACUUUGGACUUUGGAAACCUCCAGCUCUUGAGAGCUGCUCUCCAUUCUGUGCACUGCUCCACACUAAGGCACUGCAUACCCCAGGGGCCGGUCACCAGGAUCCCGAGAGGCCAGGCAGCAGCAUGCAGCUGGACCAGGACACCUCCUGCUCAAAAGUGACUUACGUGAAGGGCAUCCCACUCCUCAAGCAAUUUGCAGAAGCCAUAGAGCCACUGCAGAGCUUCAAGGCCUGGCCCGAUGACGUGCUCAUCAGCACCUACCCCAAGUCUGGCACCACUUGGGUGAGUGAGAUGCUGGACAUGAUCUACCAGGGCGGUGACCUAGAGAAGUGUCACCGAGCCCCUACCUACGUGCGGGUGCCCUUCCUUGAGUUCAAGCACGAAGGGGUCCCUUCAGGGCUUGAGAAUGUGAAACAUGCCCCUGCCCCACGGCUGCUUAAGACACACUUGCCUGUGGCCCUGCUCCCCCAGACUCUGCUGGAUCAGGUCAAGGUUGUCUACGUUGCUCGAAAUGCAAAGGACGUGGCUGUGUCCUAUUAUAACUUCCACCAAAUGGCCAAGGUGCACCCUGAUCCAGGCACCUGGGACAACUUCCUGGAGAACUUUAUGGAUGGGAAAGUGGCCUAUGGGUCUUGGUACCAGCAUGUGCAAGAGUGGUGGGAGCUGAGCCACACCCACCCCGUCCUCUACCUCUUCUAUGAGGACAUGAAGGAGAACCCCAAAAGGGAGCUUCAGAAGAUCCUGGAGUUCCUGGGGCGCUCCCUGCCUGAGGAGACCAUGGAUCUCAUCAUCCAGCACACGUCCUUUGAGGAGAUGGAGAAGAACCCCAUGGCCAACUAUACCACCAUACCCCCUGAUGUCAUGGACCACACAGUGUCCCCCUUCAUGAGGAGAGGCAUGGUGGGAGACUGGAAAAGCACCUUCACUGUGGCCCAGAGUGAGCGCUUUGAUGCCCACUAUGCUGAGAAGAUGGCAGGCUGCAGCCUCCCCUUCCGCUGGCAGCUCUGAGAGCUGAAGGAGGGAACUGUUCCAGGGGGUGUCAGUAGGCCUGACCCUGGCCUCAGGAAUAAAGUGCCAUGUGCUCAGCCAGGCCCCUGUUGCAAGCAAGAGAGAACCUGAGCUAGAGAACAAGUCCCCAAUACAACCCUUUUCCUACGCGGCCCGGUUGUGGGUCUGAGAAAGUGGAAAUCUUGUGUUGCCUUUCCCAUUGUAUGAGCACUACCCCUUCACUUUCUCUUUACUCCUCUCUUGUCACCAUGGGCCUUUGGGCUACACUGAAGGGAGAGGAGCAGCCAUCAGCAUCCGAGCUGUCUUCAGAUAGGAUGAAGUAGUCAUCGGGGCACUGGUUAGGGGCUCAGGCUCUUGCUCAAGCUCUCAGACCCUGAUUGGCAGUUGGUUUAAACACCCUAUGGAGAAACAGAAAGCCAUUGCAAGAGAUGACCUGCUGCAUCUAGCUUUUCCUUCGUACUCCAUAAUGUUCACACAAUGACGAAAUUGCCUAACAAUAUACCAUGUGGGACUGAACCAGGGCGAAAACAUGCUAGGUAAAUGCUCUGUCAGUGUGCUAGAUCCCAGGCCCUACCCUGGCUCUGAUCUUUGCAGUCACCCUCCCCUCACCGGACAUCAGGAUGCAUGCAGCUGUCCUGGCUCUGCUGCUUGUGGGCAAAUGAACCAGCAGGCACUCAUGCCCUGGUCAUCUUGCAAACCACAGGGUCACAGGAGAAAAGGGAUAUGGGACCUCUGUGCCACAAAAGCUUAAAAUGACUACAAGAGCUGGACCCUCGUUUACAGGAGAGAAAACUGAGGCACACUGCAGGAAACGGGUUGGUGAAAGAGGAGAUGCUAAGUGAUGGACAAGGUCACCUUCUUCUAAUUUACAGCCUCCCUCUCACAGGUCCACAGGGCUGCUGUCUCUUGGGACCAUUCCUGUAGGUUUCUCCUGGGCCUGGCCUCUGUGAGGGGACCCUGUGGACCAGGUCUGUCAGGCCUUAUACAGAUGGGAUUGAGGUUGGUAUUGAUACCUAAUUUAUCCCUGUUGUAGGUAACAGGUUGGCAAGGAGUGGGAGUCUUGGUCAUAGCAGGGCUUAGCUCAUAACAUGCAGGCACGGUGAGGAACCACAUUUAGGCCUCUUCCUCUUCCCCUUCACCAAUGUCACAGAAGAAAGCUGCCAUAUGGGGAACUGCAUUGGAAAAACAUAUAGAGGUCCUUAACUGAACACUUACCUCUCACCCCCUAUACAAGCUCUGGUCUCAACAGAAGUCACUUCUUGGCCAGCCUCAGGUGGCCACCUAUUACAUGGAGGAGGAAUCUCAUCACAGUUUAGGGAGUGAGUGGUGGACCUCACCAGAGUUCCCUGUCCUUAAAGAGGCAGUGCUCCUUUUCUGGGUGUCUCUGGCAUGAUGGGAUCAUGGUGCUUCUGGGUCAUCAACAGUUUGCUCAAUCAGUAGCUCUCCUGGAUCAGUAGAAGUGUUAAGAGUUCAGCAAACAAUUUCUGGAACCCAGAAGAGUUGGCCAGUGUGGGAAGCCACCUAUGAUGGCACCCAUUUCCUGCUUCCGGGUUCUUCCCGGCCUGAACAAGCCCGCCAAAUUGUCAUAUCUGCCCAGUUACCCGUGACGCUAGCCUAUCAGCUUGUUAGGCGCGCUUCUCUGUGAUUGGAUACUGCUUCCCCUUAUAAGAGGUUGUUCCUGCCCCCAACGGCGGAAGAGGAAUCAACACCGAGGGUGGCGGACCUUGUCAGGUCCGGUUCGCUGUACGUAAUAAAGUUUGAGAGCUGA